GACCGUGUGGGAAUGGUCGGUCCACGAACUGGGGGUUGGACCGCUCCGAGCGAAACAGAGCAAAAGAGUUUUUAAAUGUCCGCCAUGUUGUCCAUGGCGCACUGAACCACCGAUAGGGAGCGGAGCGUCGGAAAAAAACAGUCCGAGAGAGAGCGACCGAGAUCCGGGCCUUCCCCCAGCUCCGCUGGCGACGCCCUAAAUCCAAGCUAGAACCUUCCGAACGUUAGAGACUAACCGCACAGAAACAUCCAUGAAAGCUCCACUCGGUGCCGUUGUGAACAUUAGGAGAUCGGAUAGAUUUAUAUUGCAUCUGGAAUUGUAAAAAAAAAAUGAGUAAAUUGUCGUUUCGGGCACGGGCGCUGGACGCUUCCAAGCCACUACCCGUCUUCCGUUGUGAGGAUUUACCCGACUUACACGAAUAUGCAUCCAUUAACCGGGCUGUGCCGCAGAUGCCGACGGGGAUGGAGAAGGAAGAGGAAUCGGAACACCAUCUUCAGCGGGCCAUCUCGGCGCAGCAGGUCUACGGCGAGAAGCGGGACAACAUGGUCAUCCCGGUCCCUGAGGCGGAGAGCAACAUCACCUACUACGACUCCCUCUACCCCGGAGAAUUCAAGAUGCCAAAGCAGCUCAUUCACAUACAGCCUUUCAGCUUGGACACAGAGCAACCAGACUACGACCUGGACGCAGACGAUGAGGCCUUCGUCAACAAGCUGAAGAAGAAGAUGGAGAUCAGCUGCCUUCAGUUUGAGGAGAUGAUCGACCGGCUGGAGAAAGGCAGCGGACAGCAGCUUGUGAGUCUUCCUGAAGCCAAGCUGCUGCUGAAGGAGGACGACGAGCUCAUCAAGGAGGUCUUCGAUUACUGGAGCCGAAAGAGGAAAAACAGCAAGGCCAACUCUUUGAUCCCGACCGUAAAGCAGGAGAGACGGGACGGCUCCAGUACCGGAGACCCUUACGUGGCCUUCCGACGGCGCACAGAGAAGAUGCAGACCAGGAAGAACCGUAAGAACGACGAGGCAUCCUAUGAGAAGAUGCUGAAGCUUCGCAGGGAUCUGAGCAGAGCGGUCACCAUCCUGGAGAUGAUCAAGAGGAGGGAGAAGAGCAAGAGAGAGCUGCUGCACCUGACACUGGAGAUAGUCGAAAAGCGAAAUUCCAUGUCAGACUUUGGUGGAGAAAUCAUGGCAGAGGUUCUGGCUGAGCGGGCGCUGGUGAGGCCACAGAUCAUUCCCCUGGUCCCGCUCACCAAUCAGUACCGACAUCAGGACCACAUGGAAUCCAAGGACUACAAGUCUAAGCCUGAGAAGGCAGAACCUUCGCGGCAAAAACGGAAAUACGAAAAGAAGCCGAAGAUGUUGCCGUUGUCAUCAGGAAUGCCCCACCAUCCGGGUCCUGUUGUGUUCAAUGCUAAAGACCUGAACCAGUACGACUUUCCCAGCUCUGACGAUGAGCCCUUCUCCCAGCUCCACUCAGGCUCAUCUGAAGCAGAGGAGGAGAACGACCCCGAUGGAGCCUACGCCUUUCGCAGGAAAGCUGGCUGCCAGUACUUUGCUGCUCGUCCAGAUCUGGUGGGUAGUUGGCCGUGGAGCGGUCCUUGGGAAGGCGGUUUGGCAGAAGCUCGCUUUCGUUACAGUCUCACUACACUGACUGUGCCACGCCGAUGUCUGGGCAUGACACGGCGGCGUGUGGGGCGAGGCGGCAGGGUCUUGCUGGACAGGGCGUGCACUGACGGCGACAACGUGUUCCACCAACUGGACCUGGAGGCCACGGACCUGCCGCCACUAGCUUCUCCUUCACCUCCUCCUCCCUCUGCGACUUCGCGCUCACUGGCACCAGACACAUUUGCGGGCACCUCAGAAACGAAUACCUCGGACAGAAGUUCCACCUCCUCCAACAACCCCUCCGUUCCCCCGACCACCUCUCCUUCUUCCACGGACCUCAGCCAGAUACUGUCUAAUAUAAAGUCCUGCCGCUGGAGGCACUUUAGACCACGGACACUACCACUACAUGAGCUGGACAACGCCCACCCUCUGUUCAGGAGGAUUAGUCGAAGCGUGAAGCGUCCGCUCUCCGCCACCGGGGGGAAACCAUUUGGAUUGCAGCGGCCAGCGAGGGCUGUCCCUCCUCCCACACCUGUUGCUGCUUUCACAGCAGAACAGUACCAGCAGCAUCAGGAGCAGCUGUCUCUGAUGCACAAACAGCAGCUGGAGCAGGUCCAGCAGCAACACCAAGCCAACAGCACUGCCAACAGCAGCCAGAGCAUGGCCAACACGUUGGACCAGGCUAGUGCUCAGUUCGCCGCCUCAGCCCUCGUUACCGCCGAACAACUGCUGGUUCUGAAAACGAAGGACGAACUGGCCCCUGGAGGCGGAGUCAAUGGCAUCCUCUCCUCAGGUGUCUAUAAGGGCUUGCCGCUCACUAGCACAGCGUCCCCCGCCGCCCCGGCUCCAACCUCGACCCCGACGUCCGCCCAGCUCCACCCCUGCUCCACCACGCUCAGCUCGGCCACCAGUAACAACGGCACCGCCCAUCCCGCCAACACCACUAGCACCAACACCGCCACUCAGGUCCUGCUUGGAAACAACAACAGCCUCCGUCUAGGAAUCCCCGCCAGUAAACGCGUCCACGCCCCCCGGACGCUGAGCGCCACCAUGCCGACAUCCGCCUUAAAGCUCGCCCACCCAGCAACCGCCAACUGUCAGAAACAAAAGGUGGCCACAGCCUCCACCUCUCCGCUGGACAUGGUGCCCGGGGAGAAUCUGGAACAAGACAAGCCAGCACUGAACAGUCUGUCAGAGAACACAGUGGCCAUGGAGGUCACGUAGCCUCGGGCUAACGGCUGCGAGGGAAACGUGACCCAUCAUUUUCUUCUGUUUUUUUUUAUUUAUUUUUUUUUUGGGUGCUAUGCAUCAUUUGGUAGUCGUGAAUGCAAGCGGUGGCUGAAUGAGCACGGCAAGGUUGGGUUUCCAUGGCGACCGUUUUGGGACUUAAUUGCAAUGCUAGUCUCGUACAAAUUUUUUUCGUUAACUCCCCGCCCCGCCCAUAUUUCCCUGUUUGUUACUGUUAAUAAGAGAUCGUCUGUAAAUUCUUAAUAUGGCAAUUAUAUGUACAGUACUGCAUAUUUGUAAUAUCCCGCCCCCCCCUCCACCCCGCUCUUGUAUAUAACAUUACUUGAAUACAGAAUUGUUCAUUUGUGAUGUUUUGCACUCGAGAUAUAAAGUUAAAAAAAAAGUUAAAAGAGAAAACAACAAACUGCAACUGGUUCAAAAUACGAUGAGUGAAAGUUGUACCACAGAAAAGUGUGUCUUCACAUGCAUGGUGCAGAACCUGCUGUUGGAUCUAUUUAUUGUGCCGUGUUUACAAAGUUUUUCUUUUUUUAUUUUCCAGUUCAUGUCAUUUUUAUUUUUUUUUGUUAAAUUUUUAAAUACACUGUACCUCCCACCGGUGCCCCAUGCUGUAGUCGGUGUUUAGCAACGUUUCUAGAGCUAUUUUUAAACCUGGUUUUGGUUUGACAUCCUUCCACAUCAGUGGUGUUGAAUCCAUGGAGACGCAGGCCGGUAGAUGAGGGGGUUUGUUUGGCAUCACUUUCAGUCUCAACUAAGCUCUUCCAUACCUUUUUAUUCCUGAGACAAGUAACAAAACAAUUGGGAUGAAGACUUUCCCAGAAGACUUUGCUGCUUCUGACGUAUCUAAGCACUAUAUGAUUUUUUUUCUAUAAUUGACUGAUGCUGCUUUUGUAUGAUUUUUCUUUGCCGUUUGGGUUCCACUGGACGGCCUCAUUUUUUUCUGUUUCCUCCACAUCUCAAUUUUUUUUUUAAAUAAAUAUUUUUGUAUCGCCCCCCCCUCCUUUUUUUUAUUUUAAAAUUGCUCAUGGAAGACAUCAUUCUUUUGUUACUUGUUGCUCUAAAAAUAUAUAUAUGUAAGGGAGUAAAAAAAUGCAGUAACUGACAUUUAUCAUUCCAGCCUCUAUGUAAUAACAAAUGUGUAAGAAUUGAAAAAAAAAAAAAAGAAAUUAGACGUUUUCUCUACUUAAAAAAAAAAAGUGAUCCUGAAGGCUGAAAGGCCAUGAACCACAUGCUAUCGGGUGCCUUCAUUUGGGGAAAAAUAAAAACUUAUAUAUAAAAAAAAAAGUGCUCUCUUCUGUGAAGAGUUUGGUACUGAACAAGGCUACUUGUAGUUUUUCUUUGUCUGUACCACAAUCCCAAUGCCCAUUCCAGUGGCCCAGUUUGAUUCAUGACUCUUUGUUUUCUGUUUGUUUUUGUAGACCCAACCCACCCCCCCACACACACACA
Messenger RNA from Cyprinodon tularosa, 4286 nucleotides. Its product is annotated as enhancer of polycomb homolog 1-like. The transcript has 14 exons. Gene Ontology annotation, biological process: regulation of transcription by RNA polymerase II. Gene Ontology annotation, cellular component: piccolo histone acetyltransferase complex. The record is from RefSeq and is a predicted model, not a curated record. Lineage: Eukaryota; Metazoa; Chordata; Actinopteri; Cyprinodontiformes; Cyprinodontidae. The coding region runs from base 330 to 2819 and encodes 829 amino acids.